Messenger RNA from Patella vulgata (common limpet), 4220 nucleotides. RefSeq lists its product as uncharacterized. Bases 167 to 1303 code for a protein of 378 amino acids. The record is from RefSeq and is a predicted model, not a curated record. The transcript has 2 exons. Lineage: Eukaryota; Metazoa; Mollusca; Gastropoda; Patellidae.
AAAGGAUGUUUUCGGUUUUACCUGUGUACACGGUUUUCACGUCGUUUAUUUUUAAUUAUGUGACAUAGCCGUACAGACGCUGUUUAUAAAGACAAAAUAACUAUACUGUUCAGAACCACAUUCGCGAACAAUCUAGUUAGGAAAGAAUCGACGCUAUACCCAAACAAUGAAUUCUUAUCAGUUUUUACUUGGAUUUCUUUAUACGAUGUGCCUUUUAUGGCGCAUCAAUGGCGAACUAACUACGACCAUUAAUACAGCACAAAAUGUAGAGAAUCAACAUAUUACUACUGAAGAAACAGUGACACAGAAUAAUCCGUACACAGCAGAAGACAUAGUUCGAUACCAAGACACUACAACAACAAUUUCGAUGAUGCUUGAUAAUACGACAACACAAAUUACCGACUAUUCCAAUGAUACUGCUGUCAAUGAAACUUUAGUUGGCGGGGCUGAAGUUUUGGAAACAAGUAUAGCAACGCCCGAAUCCCUACCAAUUGGUGUAUUUACAGAGGAAGAGGCGAGCCUGAUAUUUGAUUUAUUUGGUAUCGAUACUGAUGGAGGUAAUUCAGAAACAUCAACUCAAGCGAUACCAGCAGAUACAACUGAGUCAACGUCAGCAGAAACAACCUCGCAGGUGGUGUCAAUACAAGCACCAGAUGCAUGGGAGCCUCAGGUUCUUGAAUCUGGGUUAGUGGUGGAGAAACAAAUACUAACAAAUGCCUCCGACAGUGACCUUGUAAAUAAACAAGAAAUAAACGUCACUGUAAGUCAGGAUACAGAGACGACAACUAUUAUGACAACCACGUCAUCUUCUAAAGAAACAGGGCGGGAUGUUAUCGCUGCCAGCUCCACUGACGCAGAACCUCGUGCAGAUUUCACCCCACACGUUCCGGUAUUUGCUGACGUCGGGUCAAAACAACAGACGUCAAAUCUGAGCCCAGGAGGCAAAUUAAAAGAUUUAUUCUCAACAACAAAACAAUAUGAAUCUGACAUUACAAAUAUAGUCUAUGAUGAAGAAAGUCAUAUUAAAAAAUCAAAUGACUUUCACUAUCCGUCACACAUGUCAGUGUUGACUGGUAUCAUAUUAGCAAUUGUGGGUGUGUCGGUCCUUGUAGGUGCAUUUCUCGUGUUUAAACGCAAAAGAACACAUAUCAAAAGAAAAUUGAUGAUGAAUUUUGACCUUAAAAGAUUGGACUUAUGGCAUUUGCGUCAACAGCCAUCAAAUGUACUCAUUGUUGACUUCCCUCUCAAACACGAUGAAGAGAAUUGGCAUGAUGUCAAACCAGUGACGUCAUCAGUGAUUUGAAAUGCCCGAUUCACUGCGGCAUUCCUGGAUCUCGAAGACAUUUUGCCUGCUCGGUAAAUAAUCAUGGAUCUUUGAAAAAAUAGAUCGACUUAUUUGAUUUGAGAUGUUGUCCACAUUGAAAGGUUUAGGAACAUGACUAAUUAACAUGAACUGUCUUGUUCAAAUAGCUCAUAAUCUAGUCUUUUAUUGUAUCUUUAAGGCGGUCGGUGUCAUUCUCUUUAGAAAGAUAUACACUGGGGCCUUGGACGGAUUGGGGUAAAAUGCCCACCAAUGAAGUUUCUGGAUUAGAGUUACGAUCAUGAAAUCCCAUAAUGACUUCGACAACAGAUGCACAUUUGGGGCAUUUUACACCAAAAUGCGCCGACGCAUAGCUAAAUUAACAAUUUAUGAGAAUUAGUUUCGUAAGCUUUCAUUUAAAUUGGUUAUCAUUAUUAAUCGUUGAUGAAGGGCAAUUUCGACAAUUGUAUGUAUCAGUAUUUUCCAAAUUUAGGUUUAUAUCGUAGCUCACAACAAUUAGCGGUUAAUGAAAAUAUGAGGUCUUGUUCUUUAAUUGUGCUUAAAGACUCAUUAUUUGACAUAAUUGACCAUUAAAAAGAGGGAACUAUGAAAAAGUUUAUCAGUAUUUUCCAAAUUUAGGUUUAAAUUGUAGCAUUAGUGGAUAAUCAAAAUAAGAGGUGUUGCUCUUUAACAGGCAUUAGACUCAUUAAAUGACAUAAGGGGUCAUUAAUGAAUAUGAUUAAGUGAGUUUGGGCAAUUUGGGAGGAAAAGGUGUAUUUUACUAAUGUCAGUUUAAUAUCCAUGACAAAUUAUUAUUGUCUAUAAUAUAUUUAUAUAGCCUAAAGCUUCAAAGAUAUACAUUGUACAUUUAUAUUACUUAUAUAUCAAUCUUAUCUGUGUCGCCUAUUAUUUUCUAUCUAACCGACAAAUCAAAGGAAAAUUUAAUUUAGAUGACAUUAGUAUUUUUAAAGACGGUAACAGAAUUUUGAAGUUGUCAAUGUAAAAAUAUGGUCAUGUCAUAUAAAAUAUUUCUUAUCCGUAUGCAACUUGGUUGCACAUAAAUCAAAUAUUAGUCUUUAAAUAGUUGCAUUUUAAAGGGACAAUUGUGACUCGAUGAGUACCAAAUUCAACUUCGUUACGAAGUGUAGAGGACAUUGCCAUAUAGAUUUCUUCUUUUAAUAAUUUAACACGUUAUUGUGAUUACAGUUGUGGGUGAAAGAUCAAAAAUACCCACAAAGAAGCGUGUUUGUGAGACACAGCCGUAAUACCAUUGCGGGGGGGGGGGGUAAUGGAUAUCAAAAUACCCGCAAGGAAGCGUGUUUGAGGAGAUAUAGCAGUAAUAUCAUUGCGGGGGGGGAGGGGGUACUGAAUGAAAGUAUCGACUUUACAACAGAUAUUUAAAUUACAAUACCAGAGGUUGUGUCCUGUUAGAAUGACGGUAUUCAACAACAGGGAUUUCACUGCCAUUAUAUAACCCUGUGAUAAGACAAAUCUAGAUAUUUAAUACAUUUAAAUUUUAAAGAGUGGCUGUAAUUGUUUAUUCCAAAUACAUGUAUAUAGGUAUUAUAUUACAUAGUAUAAAUAUUAUUAAAAUACAAAUGUGACGUCAUCCUUUGAUGUUAGCGUACAGUUAUUUCAAAUAAUGGUACGGGCAAUGUGCCAAGCGUACAUUAUUUAUACUAUUUUAAAUAUUGGACCCGAGUGAUGUAUUUCAUUGAAAUGCAUGUGCUGGACAGUGUCUGUAUUUUAAGUUGUUUAAUGGUCUCUUGAAAGACAUUGCGUAAUAUAUGGAUACAGCACUCGUGCUAUCGCACUCGUGCAAUAUCAAUAUAUUACUUAAUUUCUCGCACUUGACCAUUAAACCACACUUAGUACUGUUAUGUUAUUAUUUCUAUUUCACCGAAUAGAUUAGUUUUUAUAAAUACUGAGUGUAAAAAGGUACUUCCACCCCUGAUUUAGUAUUCUUUUUUUAAAUAUCAAAUAUACAUUAUGUAAGAGCUAAAUCUGAAUAUUACAGGUCCUUUCUGACUUCAAAUGUCUUAUAAAUCAUUAUUUAAACAUUUAUUAACACGACAAGCCCAUAAUAAAUGCCCCGGGCCAUCUGAUGGCUCCGGUUUUAAGUAUUAGAACACCGCGUCCAUUUAAGAGUGUCACGAUAAUAAACAAUCUAAGCUAAACUUGGUCAAAACUUCAAAUGGUCAUAACUUCUCACAGAAUAAAGUGAUUUGACAGAAUUUUUCAUUAUUAUCAUUUCUCGUGAUCUAUAUUUGAACUAUUAUAACAAGAACGACCAGCUCCAUGUCUAACUCUUACAUAUUGUAUCUUUAAAACGAUUUUGUUUUUGUAUAUAACUUUACCUACAAUAUUGUGAUAAAUACAGGUUGUUUAUUUUUUCGAUUUUAUUUUUUAUGUGAUAUGCUGUUUUGUUCACAUUUUUUUGUGAUUUCAUUGUAUAAUAAACCUUAAAAUUAUAACCAAUGUGUAUUUCCAUUAUUUUUUUUCUUAAUUUAAAUAUAUUUUAAGUGUAAUAGUCACUGAUCACAUAGACCUAUACCCGAAGGCAGGCAUGACGAAAUUUGUUCUCCGUCUUAAUCGAUUUUUUAAAGGUAGGCUUAAUCAGCGCAUGGUCUAAGGCUAACCUCUUCCAUUUUUAGAUCAAAUUAGUAGACUUCCAUAUAUAUAUCAACAUUAUUUAAAACAAAAUCCCAUUAUAAGACCUCGUCUAGACAUUGUCAGCAAAAAGAUAAUGUUCAAAAAUAGAAACCUAUUCAAGAUAAUGUGAAUAGCCUAAGUUUAGAGUUAUAAAAUUUAUUUUGAGACCAAGUCAUGGUUAUUACACAUUAUAUAAUUUUAUGGAAUUGUAAAGUAAUUUAUAUUUAAUAAACAUAAAAUACAAAUACUGCAUAAACCCCAUUAAUUA